GGCGGCGGCGGCGCGGAACGGCGGUAGCGGCCCGGCCCGGCCCGCUGGGUGUGUCCCGGCUCCGCGGGGAAGGCGGAGGUCCUGACGCGGUUUCCGGCCGUGCUUGGGGCUCUGGGCCGGGCGCGGCGGGCGAAGCCGCGUCCCGGGCCGGCCCCCCCACCCCCGGCUCCGCCAUGUUCCGCCGGGCGCGCCUGAGCGUGAAGCCGAACGUGAGGCCCGGCGUGGGCGCCCGCGGCUCCGCCGCUCCGCAGCCCCAGCGUGGACGCGAGUCUCCCCGGCCGCCGCAGCCCGCGGCCGAGUCCGCGCCGGGGCCGGCGCCGGAGCCCCCGGCCUCGGAGCCCCAGGAAAAGGCUCCCGGGAGCAGGGAUGAAAAGAUUAGUGGUGAACAUAAGGUUGAAGAAUCCACUAAUGUGUCUACUACUGUUUCACAGAGAAGAAAACGAGUAUCAAGUACUUGCAGUCUAGUGAAACCUAGUGUCAGUGUUCCUUCACAGUCUCAUCCCUUAUCAACAGUUAAUCAAGACACUUCACAGCCAAACCCCAUUCCAGCAAGAGAGAAACAGCCAUGUUCAGACAGAUACCGAAUAUAUAAAGCCCAGAAACUCAGGGAGAUGUUAAAGGAAGAACUGAGAAAAGAGAAGAAACAAUGGAAAAACAAAUAUGGUAUAAAUGAAAGCCAGAAGAUAGCAGAUCGUUCAAAAAUGACAAUGAGAGACUUCAUAUAUUAUCUUCCAGAUAAAAAUCCAAUGGCUUCUUCACUGGAACAAGAAAAGAAAACUGAAAAAUCAUUGACUUCAGUCCAAACAAGAGAGCAAGAAAAUAAGGGUCCUCUUGAUGCUGAUGAACAUGAAGAAGCGGAAGAAGAGAUAGAUGAUGGGCCAUUGCUGGUCCCUCGUGUAAAAGUGGCUGAAGAUGGCUCUAUUAUUUUGGAUGAAGAAAGUUUAACUGUAGAAGUUUUAAGGACGAAAGGCCCCUGUGUUGUUGAGGAAAAUGACCCUAUAUUUGAGCGAGGCUCUACAACUACCUAUUCCAGCUUUAGAAAAAACUGUUAUUCUAAACCAUGGUCAAAUAAAGAAACAGAUAUGUUUUUUUUAGCCAUCAGCAUGGUGGGAACAGACUUUUCUAUGAUUGGACAACUUUUUCCUCACAGAGCAAGAAUAGAAAUUAAGAAUAAAUUUAAACGUGAAGAGAAAACAAAUGGAUGGAGAAUAGACAAAGCAUUCCAGGAAAAACGUCCUUUUGACUUCGAUUUUUUUGCUCAUUUGCUUCAGAAAGUUCUUGCUGAAGAAGAGAAAAGAAAACAAAAAUCUGUUAAAAAUCAGAGUUUGAAGGAAAAGUCCUCCAAACCACGGAAAAACGUAAAAGUGAAAAAAGUGACUAGCAAAGGAGUGAAUGAUGAUCCAGAUGAAUCUGUGAGUACUAAAAUUUCAGAUACAGAAAGAUCUCUGAAGGAUGCUCAGACAGUUGAAGAAGAGGAAUCUCUGAUUUCAUCAGGACAGGAUUCAGAACAAGUGGUAUUAGAACAAGACCAAAAUCAAAAGAAAAGGAAAAGGAAGAAUCAAGAUGAGGCUAAUGAACAGGAAGUAGAAAACCUUUUAGGAAAUGUCACUGUUCACUCAAGUCCACCUGAAAGCGAAGUACACAAUAGUAACAGUGAGGUUUUAUGUGCUGAGGCAAGAGAAGAUGAACGCAGUGAACCACAGGUUUCCUGUCCGGAAAACAUAGAUGACAUUGUGGGGUUAGUGUCUAAUGAAAAAGUUGAGAAGAGAACUGAGCCCAUCCUUUCAUCAAGUAGUCAACCAGAUACCAUGCCAAUAGCUCCUAAGUCUUCAGAAUCAAGCACUUCAGAUUUGCUCCCAUCAGAAGUUGUAGCAUUAUGUGAAGUGAAUAAUUCUGAGAAUAGUUGUACAGAAGAAAAACAUGAAGACUUAGAGAGAAAAUCUGUGGAAACUGAUCAAGCAGAAAGUGUUAAGCCAUUGUUGAGAGUUCGGCACCAGCGACCUAAACCUAAUCUGUCCAGGGCAAUUGGGAAGAAAUCAGGCAAAACCGAUGCUGAGAGCAAGAGUUCACAGUCAGACAAUUCAGUUGAAAAGGAUUCCAUGGAAAAGGAGAAGAUGAAUGUAAUUGAUAAUUCAGAAUUAGAGAGUGUAAGAAGAGAGGACUCAGAAGCUGACACUGUAUCUACUUUGAGUGAAAAAACUUGUCUACAGGAAGAUAAUCAGCCAAAGACUUGCAAACCUGUACGACCAAUGCGGGGUCGAUUCCAACGGCCAAAGCCAAAUGUAGGGAAAGCUGCAGAAAGAAAAAUUAUUCCAUCACAGGAAAAAAUUGGGGUCAAUAUAGAGAAGACUAGAAAUGAAUCCUGUGUUGAUAGAGAUAUUACUCAAACAACAGAUCAGACAUGUAAAAACUUCCAGUGUGAAGAUACCACAUCAGAACCUGAGAAGAAUGAUACUCCUUUUCAAAAUGUGCAGCUAGAUGAGUCCAAAGGUCUUAAUAAAAAUCUAAGCAUUCAAGAAGAUAAUGAGACAAAUGUACUCAAACAAGUCUCAAUUCAAAGGACUCGAUUUCAGAAGCCAAAACCAAAUAUAGGAAGAAGGAAUGGAAAAAGAGAAAUCUCCUCAAAGGGAGGGGUGCCAGAGGAGGGUCUUGCCUCUCAAGAAUUAACACCAACUUUGAGAGAAACUGUAAAAGUAGAUAUAGAUACUUCACCUACGGAGAAGGUACCAAAUGCACCUGCUAAUGCUAAGGAAUUGGACUCCGAUUUAAAAACAACUGGAAGAAGUGACAUCUCUCCCAAUGAGAGCAUGCCAGAAAUGACUAAUGUCAGUGGAGAAAUGGAGACAGGUUUGAGUGGAAUUGAAAGAGAGACUUCCCCAAAAGAGACAGGAGAAGUGAUUGAUACCAUUUUGGAAACGGAGGCUAUUUUGAGAUCAGCUGGGAAAGAGGUUUCUUCAAAGGAGACAAUACCUGAGUUGGUUGACGCCACUGAGGAAAAUGACACAAAUUUGGAAGAAAGUGGAAGAGAAAUAGUUCCACAGGAAGAUGGCCCUAAUGUAGACAAGCCUGUGGCUGAGGUGGAGAUCUGUUUGAAAGAAAGUGGAAAAGAGAAGACACCAGAAAUGAUUGGCACUACUAACAAAAGAGAUUUAGAAGAAACAGAGGGAAGAGGAAGCUCUUCACUGCUAAAGGCCCAAGAGGAGACCAAAACUACAGAUGAAAUGAGAAUGUAUUUAAAAGAAACGGGCGGAGAACCAUCCCAAAGAGUAAAGGUAUUAAUGGAGGCUGGUGUUACAGGGGAAAGAGAAAUUGAUUUCAGAGAAACUGGAAAAGAAGACAUUUCCCUGGUGGAGACAGUAUCAGGAAGGCUGACUGCCAUUGAGGAAACUGAGGCAGAUUUCAAAGACACAGGAAGAGACAUUUCUGAAGAAGUCACUGUUACUAAAGAAGUAAUGGCAGAUUUGGAAAAAGCUGGAAACAUAGGCAUGUCUCCAAAGGAAAGUGCAGCAGAGGAAUCUGGUACUUCAAGGCAAAAUCAGACAACUGUAUCACAGAGUGGUGGUGGCGACUGCAACCCUAUGCCUUCAUGUGAUAUGGAAAACAUUAGAACUGAAGCAGCCUCGGUGAUGUGUAUGUCUACAAAAGAGAAAGAAAAUUCUGAAAAGGAAGUGCCAAGUCACUUAAAUAAUUUGAAGACUUUUUCACAGAGUUCUGGGCUUUGUGAAGCAGAUCAGGUAGUACGACCUACAGAUAAUGGAGAACAGUUGCCAACUAGUAACUUAAGCAAAUCUCUUCCUGAAGAACAGAAGCCAGUUGAAACUAAACCAGCACCGGUUGUGAGAAGUCGAUUCAAAAGGCCAAAACCAAACUUGGUAAGGGCAUCUUUAAAGAGAGAGACUACAGACUCAGAAAAAUAUGUGCCUGAAAAGAAGUCAGAAGUGGAUGAAAGAGAGACCGUUGUGGUAGAGCAAGACAGUGAGCCACCUAGUGUUCUCUCUUUUCAACAUGAUUCUCUAACAACAUCAAGAGAAAAAGAUAAGUCGCUUCAUGAGGAGGAGGCUGAAAUAGUGUCAUGUUCACAGACUGGAAAGGAUCCUUCACCUUCAAAUUCUUGUGACACUAAAGAGGAGUCUCAGUUAACACAAACCCAGGAAAAUGACUUAGUUAUCUUUAUGGGGACUGAAAAACAAACUAAUUUCCAACAAGAAACAAAGGAAAAUGUUAUCCAAACUGUUCUACCACUGAGAGGCCGGCUUCAGAGACCAAAACCAAAUGUCCAAAAGGCUAGAAAGCGGCAAAUAAUGGCAAAAGGUGAAGCAGAAGACAAAACCAAGGAAGAAGGAACAAUAGCACAAAAAGAUGAAAGGAAGAAAUCCCUAGCUUUGUCAAAUGCUGAAAUUGAAAGUGAAAUUGAAGUUGUGUCCUCCAAAGUUUCAGAAUGCAGAAUGGAUGAAAAUGCAAGUCAUGUGGUUCCUGCUGAAAGCCACCAAGUUGACAAAAUAAAUAUUUUGGAGGAAAAGAUGAGAUGUGGAGAAAAUAAGCCACAUGUUCCUAAUCCAGCACAGUUGAUAAGAAGGUUCUUCCAAAAGCCUAAGCCAAAUUUGGGCAGAGCAAACAGUAAAAAAGGAGCAAGUAUGAAAAAAGGCACAACAGAUGAAAGCAAGGUUUGCAAACCAGAAGAUAAUUUGCUGCAGCAAGGAGAUUCUGACACCCAGCUCCUUGUGAAAGAAAAGACAGAUAUUUUGACGUCUCUGGAAGUUUCAGCAAGAAAAGAUUUUGUAGGUUCUGAGGACUGUAGUUUGGCUCAAAAACAUGCUCAACUAGAUGUUGGACCAGCGAAAAGUGUUGAAGAGGAAACUGGAAGAGAUAAUUCUGUGUCUUCCAUUGUUGACGAGCAACAACUUAGUAAACCUACCAGUCAUCCACAACCGCUGAAACGAUCAAGUUACUCUAAAAUUAAUUUGGAUAAAAAAACAACAACCUCUUCUACAUCUGAGUGUGAAAUAGAUCAUAGUGGGAAGAGAACACAUAGGAAGAGCAAACCAAAUGUCACCAAAGGGCGAGGAUCAAAACGAAUUCGAGGUAAGACUGCUAAGAAGGAACCUAGAGCUUCCAAGUCCAUGCUGGUGACUCUUCGGGCUUCCCAGGAAGAGGAUGAAGAUGAUGCUGAGGAUUUUGAACCUGAUUAUGAAGAAGAGACCUAUCAUCUUGCCCCAGAAGAAUUAAACAAAGCACCAGUGUUUGUACCAGUUGGUCUCAGAUCCCCUGAACCUGUUUCUGCUCAGAUUGAGGAAACAAUGGAAGAGCUUGAAAUCACCGAGAAUGUUGCAGAUGUCGGGUGCCUCACUGUUGUGGAGCCUCAGCCUCCAAACAUGGACGUGACUGCUCUGGAAGCGAGGCAAGGAAGGGAUUUAUAUACAUCAUCAUUUGAAAUGGUCUCAAGUGAACAGGCUCGGAGUAUAACAGGUUCCAGUGAUGGAAGCACCGAAGCUGCCAUAACUUUGCUGACAAUGGGAGAUAUAGUCCUACAGUCAGAGAUCAGUACUGAGCAGGGUGAUGUAGGUGUGUGUAUAUUUCAUUCAGAGGAUGGGAGUCAUAUUCCUUUUAGCACAGAUAACGUAAAUCACAAACCUGUUGAUGAAUAUCAGGAGCUUACCUCACUUGUUACAAGUGGGUCUGCUGCAUCCUUGGAAGACAAGAUUGUGUCAGAGGAACAGAAUAUUAGAGAUGACGCUGGUUUAAUGGAGGACAUAAAGGAAACGACACCAACCAGAAAUACAGUUUCUCAAGUGACCAGCAGUUUAAGAAUGAGUAGUAGUUUUGCUGAGCCUAAGGCAAAUUUUGAGAAGAUUUCAGAUACCAGCAGGUUUGAUGCUCAUCAAGAAGUUCCCAAUUUUUGUAUAACUAAAGGGGAAGAAGAACAAAAUCAAAGAGAAACUGAGCAAAAUGUUCCCAAAGCAACAGAAUUGGAAGAUAAAAGCUUUGGGCCAGUUACAACAGCAAAUAGUACGGAGCAGAACCAAUUGACAAGUGUCUCCGAUGUCAGAGAGAACAGUAUUCCCCUAGAAGCAAAUCUAACAAAAAGAAAUGAAGAGGAAGAAGACAGAGCUGAGGUGGCUCAGGUUCUGUCGGUUACCUCAGUUGUUUCUCCUGAGACAGUUCCUCAUACAGUUGGUUCGAGUUGGGGUCUUUGUGAGAAUUCUAUGGAAGAGACUUUGAGAAAAGGCUCUACUGGAGAAAGCAUGCUCACAUGUCAUGCACCAGAGUGUGCACCACCUUGUAUUCCAGAAGUCCAACAGGAGAAUGUAACCAAUCCUCAAGACCUAGCAGUGAAUCUGUUUACAAAUAUCCCUCAAGAUGAAGAUGAUGAACAAACAGUCAUUUUAACUCUGGUGGAAAUCCCAGCCAGUGAAGCACAAGAAUUUACUGGUGCUUCUGUGCAGUUAAUGCCAAACCCUCUACUACCAGCACCCAUACUGGUCAAAUCGGGGAGUGCUGAAGGAAGAAGUGACUUGAGUUUGAAUUUACCAGUAACUUCCAUUGUUCAAGAUGCCACUUGUUUAUCUAAUUGUGGAAGAGAUGACUCUGAAAAGCCUCCUGCUAAUUUGGAUCUUAUAUCUAGGAAGAGAUUUCAUUGCAGAUAUGAUGAAAGUGAUUAUGUUCCUCCUGCCAAAAAAUGUUCACUCCCUUCAGAAGCUGAUUGUCAAGAACACACUUUUGAGGUGUGUUCAAAGGACUCAGAUGUUUGUCGGGAAGCAGGGGUGUCUUACAAGGGGAAAGGCAUUUUUUCUGCCUCAGGAAGCACACAUACAACUCAAGAACCUCAAAAAGAACAACUGGAGCCAACUUUUCAGAAUACAGGAUCUAUUCCAUAUGACAAUAUAAGAGAUCUUUGUGCAGAAAGGAGCAUGGUUCAGUUGCCUCAAGAUGAAAUGAUUGUGUCUGAUAAAGAAGAAAGAACUAAUACUGCUUCUAAAUCUGAACAGAUAGAUAAAGGAGCAUUGCCUUCAAAAGCCCCACUAUCCAGACCUGGUAGAAGACCCCUGGGAUUUUUGUCUUUAAUAUGUCCAAAGAAUAGUGUGGAGCCUGAUGAAUCUACUCAGUUACAUAGUAAGAAGCGCCUAAAACCUAUUAUACCUAUAUCAAGACGAAAUUUGAAAAGGUCGAGUACACUUAAAGAAGACCACAAAAAACAUCAAGAGUCCUCCAAUGUGCUUACAACUGUUAAUACUCAGUCCCAGAAUACUGGCAGUUUAGCAGCUCAGGUUUCUAGUGAUCAACCCUCACUAAAAGGAGAAUGUAAAAGUGGCCAAAAACGGGCACCUGAAGAUGAGCCACCCACAGUCUCAGAAUAUUUCUUUGGUGAUAUAUUCAUUGAAAUGGAUGAAAUAGUAUAAAAUAAUUGGUUUUGUUUUUUUCUUUCUUUUUUAAGCUUGGGAGUUUUAGAGUCAAUGCAGUACUGAGAAAAACAUAUCACUGUCUAUUUUAACUUAGGUUAAUUUUGAAUAUAUAGUAAGCUUCGUUGGAAGCUUUUGUAAUCAGUGAAAAAUAUUGCUGAAUUUUAUUUUGAUUGAUUCAGCAUUUUGGAAAUUAGCAAGUAAUUAAGACUGCUGUCUUUGCCGGGCGCAGGUGGCUCACUCCUGUAAUCCUAGCUACUCAGGAGGCUGCUAUUUGAGGAUCACGUUUCAAAGCGAGCCUGGGCAGGA
Perognathus longimembris pacificus (Pacific pocket mouse) is the source of this 7706-nucleotide messenger RNA. It is a transcript of the gene Bdp1, whose product is annotated as B double prime 1, subunit of RNA polymerase III transcription initiation factor IIIB. The record is from RefSeq and is a predicted model, not a curated record. The transcript has 39 exons. Gene Ontology annotation, cellular component: transcription factor TFIIIB complex. Gene Ontology annotation, biological process: RNA polymerase III preinitiation complex assembly. NCBI's taxonomy places the organism in Eukaryota, Metazoa, Chordata, Mammalia, Rodentia, Heteromyidae. Gene Ontology annotation, molecular function: TFIIIC-class transcription factor complex binding. The coding region runs from base 174 to 7397 and encodes 2407 amino acids.